CGACGCACACGACGUCGCACGUGUACAGUAACGAAUUGGACAGGUACCGGCUCCACUGAUGUAGCAAUGCAAAAUGAGCCACAUAUUGGAGAAGGCGAUUUCAGUGAUUUCGCAACAACCGAACGAUCGCAAAGACGUCGAUAUCGAUUUAUUGAUUCCGUGGUUCAAGAAAAAAAGCGACUUAUUUCAAGGAGCUACGCCAGAAGUUGUUAAGGAUAUCAUACGAAACUGCCAGUAUUUGCACGCGGCACAAGAUGACGUCAUAAUCAACCAAGGUGACAUCGGCAAUUCAUUUUAUAUUAUUUUGAGUGGGCAAGUAGCUGUGUACAUCCGAAACACACAAUCCGAUGACGAAGACGAGGUGAGCGAUGACGAAGCACGCACGAAAACAAAAGAACGCCGAUCAAGGACUUCCAGUAAAAGAGCUUCCAGCAAAACAUCAGUCGGAUCCGCUAGACAUCUGCGAGACCUGGAGAAUGGAGACGAGUUACCAGAGAGCAGUGACGACGAUAACGCUGAGGGCGGUGAUGAUGAUAAUGAGGGGGAUGAUGAUGAUACGAAUACCGUGACCGAGGCGGAGAGACGAGCUUCCUAUAGACCACUGGAUAGAAGUGAAUUUGGCACACAUAUACGUUUUGUGGGUGCUGGUGGCAGUUUUGGUGAACUGGCGUUGCUACAUGAGAACUGUGUUCGUAAUGCGUCCGUCAUCGCCAAUGCCGUGACAGACAUGAUUGUGGUGGACAGAGACCUAUAUAGUCGGUCUCUAAAAGCAGCACAGGAACAUGAAUUAAAAGAGAAAUAUGCUUUCAUAGAUACCUACCCAUUGUUUAGGUCAGUAAACUGA
Saccoglossus kowalevskii is the source of this 844-nucleotide messenger RNA. RefSeq lists its product as uncharacterized. The record is from RefSeq and is a predicted model, not a curated record. NCBI's taxonomy places the organism in Eukaryota, Metazoa, Hemichordata, Enteropneusta, Harrimaniidae.